Molecule: messenger RNA, 208 nt
Organism: Paraglomus occultum
Lineage: Eukaryota; Fungi; Glomeromycota; Glomeromycetes; Paraglomerales; Paraglomeraceae
Source: the annotation of a GenBank genome assembly
AUGGAUACACCUCCAGCGCCUCCAUUAUCAAACGAUGCUUCGUCGGUAGCGCAACAAGAACCGCCAGCUGCGCUCCCCGAGGUAUAUCAUGAAGGAAUUCCCGAAUCUGUAGAAUCCGAGCGUUUGUCCGAAUUGAAAAAAGUCGCCAGCGAGCGUGCAUCAAGAGAAGGUCCCUGCGUGACCAAAGGAAGUCCUGCUGCCCUUGCCC